CGGUUAUUGCCAUACCAUCGGUUCAUACAACAGUCGCACAACAGUGAACACAAAUACCUGCGUGAUUGUGUAUACGAAGCGAAUAGUGGCGAGAUAAUCGAACCAGUAACGAAAACAAACAACGCUGCUGCGAUGCUGGAAGUUAGCUUGAUAACGGUAGCGGUGUGUGUCACGCUGGCCGUCCUGAUCUAUCGCUAUGUGACCAGAAAGUAUUACUACUUUGCGGAUAAACCGAUACCGUUUCUGAAGCCGGUGUUCGGUUUGGGCAGUGCCGGACCGUUGGUGUUCAAACAGCGCGAUUUUCUCGAGCACUUUAAGUUGCUCUAUCAAAGCUUCCCCGAUGCCAAAAUUUUCGGCUUCUUCAGCAUGACGGAUCCGUUCUACAUGAUUCGCGAUCCGGAGCUAGCCAAACGGCUCGCCGUGAAGGAUUUCGACCACUUCGUCGACCAUACCGCCCUGUCGGUCGAACAGGAAAUCGACAAUCCGCACAUGUUGAUGACGAACACGCUGGUGGCACUGCGCGGUAACAAGUGGCGCGAUAUGCGUGCCACGCUCAGUCCGGCCUUCACCGGAAGCAAGAUGAGACAGAUGUUUACGCUGAUCGCCGAAUGCGGACAGAGUAUGGUUGAGUACUAUCGGGAACGGGCCCGGUUGGAGGGACCUCAGGUACUGGAGAUGAAGGAGGUGUUUUCCCGAUUCGCCAACGAUGUGAUUGCGACGGCUGCUUUUGGCAUCAAGGUGGACUCAUUCAAGGAGAAGAACAACGUUUUCUACACUUUGGGACAAUCCGUUCUCAAUCCGACGGGGCUGGUGUCGACUUUGAAAAUGAUAGGAUAUCAAUUGGUUCCCAAAUUGAUGCUGAAGUUUAAUAUUGACUUUAUUAGUUCGGAACACGACAAGUUUUUCCGUGGUAUGAUUACCGAUACGAUGAAAACGAGAACGGAGCAGAACAUUUUUCGGCCUGACAUGAUUGAGCUGUUGAUGCAGGCCAAGAAGGGUAGUUUGAUUCAUCAGUCUGACGAGCAGAAAGAGUCACCGGCUGAAGGGUUCGCAACGGUGGAGGAGUCCCAGGUGGGCAAGAGGAGCCACAAUCGUGUCUGGACCGAUAACGAAUUGAUUGCGCAGGCUUUUAUAUUUUUUCUCGCUGGGUUUGAAACGGUUUCAUUGACCCUUUCUCUGGUCGUAUACGAACUAACGAGAAACGUUGAAGUGCAGGUCAAGUUGUAUGAGGAAAUCCUCAAGACAGAACGUGAGCUCGGUGGGAAACCGUUAACCUAUGAAGUGCUGCAAGGGAUGAAGUAUCUGGAUAUGGUGAUUUCCGAAUCGCUACGUAUGUGGCCAAUCGGCACACUGAUUGAUCGAAUGUGUGUGAAGGAUUACUUGGUUGACGACGGGCAGGGUUGUCGGUUUACGAUCGAAAGAGGAAGGAGUGUGUUCGUCAGUAUAAUUGGCCUUCAUUACGAUCCGAAGUAUUACCCGGAACCAGAGCGGUUCGACCCGGAGCGCUUUAGCGAGCAGAAUCGGGAUAAAAUUAAUCCAAAUGCCUAUUUGCCGUUCGGUCUUGGCCCGAGAAAUUGCAUCGGUUCUCGUUUUGCUCUAAUGGAGAUGAAGUCAAUUGUUUACUAUCUGCUGUUAAACUUUAGCUUUGAGGUGCAUGAGAAGACCCAGAUUCCGCUCAGAUUUGAGAAAUCACCCACAAAACUCAAAACGGAGAAAGGAGUUUGGUUGGAGUUCAGACCCAGGGCUGAGCAUAAACCAUAGGGUACACGUUCCUGUGGUUCACAAUUUAAUGAAAAUAUUUCAUUUCUUCAUGUGUUCGAGCACAUUGUUAUUCAUAUUUAUAUUUAAAUAAUUUAAAGGCAUAUAAGGGUAUUUUGAAAUUGUAUAAUAAAAAUGUGCAUCGAAAAAAAA
Messenger RNA from Topomyia yanbarensis, 1911 nucleotides. Its product is annotated as cytochrome P450 9e2-like. The record is from RefSeq and is a predicted model, not a curated record. Bases 133 to 1761 code for a protein of 542 amino acids. Gene Ontology annotation, molecular function: heme binding; oxidoreductase activity, acting on paired donors, with incorporation or reduction of molecular oxygen; iron ion binding. The transcript has 3 exons. Lineage: Eukaryota; Metazoa; Arthropoda; Insecta; Diptera; Culicidae.